UCUGGCUUCUGAUUGGCUGAAUGAUGUUAUGGGAAGUUCAUUGAUGGAAACUAGUGGCUUUUCCCGGCAGAUUUGAUGAGAAGCUCACGCGGCCUGAUAACCCACUUCUGCAAGUUUGCUACUUUUUAAAACAGGACUUGAUUAAGUGUGUACCUCCAGAGUAAAAGCAUCAUGUCUGAGGAACCUGGACCCAGUGGUCAGUCCCAAUCCCACAGUCAAUCCCAGACCCAGUCCCAAACACAAUCACAGCCUGGGUCCAGCUCCUCAUCCGCCCCAACAUCAUCAAGCCAGGGCUCUUCCUCAGGCUCAGGGACUCUAAGUUCUGUGGAUACAGUGCCGGUCCAGGAACUACAGUCGAUUCCUGAAGACGAGGAGGAAGUCCAGUCUCAGGUGUGGGGCCGCGUCAUCCCCUUGGUGCAUGGAUUGAGUGUGCUCAAUUGCGUUGAAAACCAGUAUGUCUUUGGAAGGGAUAGCGCAUGCGAUUACAGUUUCACCAACGACAUUGUGAAACAUUCAACACAUUUCAGGACAUACAGCAAGAAGCACUUUAAGAUUUUUAGGGAUGAGAAUCUCGUCUACGUCGAGGACCUCAGCGGUAACGGCACAUGGGUGGAUGACGAGAAAAUAGGAAACGGGAAGCAAAGACUUCUUAGCAAUAACUCUGUUAUUGCCCUUGCAGAACAAAAACAUCAAGUUUUUAUGUUCAUAGAUAAGAUGGGGGACAAUCAACCUAACCUUCCUUUAGAGUUCAGCAAAAAAUAUCACAUAGCACGAAAGAUUGGAACAGGUGUCUGUGGUGAAGUUAAGCUUGCCAUAGAAAAGGAAACCUGUAAAAAAGUUGCUCUGAAAACUAUAAACAAACACGACUUCCCAUCAAUAGGGACGGCCACACGAAAUGCAGAACGUGAAAUUGAAAUUUUAAAGAAAAUUGAUCAUCCGUGCCUGAUCAAGACAGAAGAUUUCUACCAGACAGAAGAUUCUUACUACAUUGUUUUGGAGUAUGUUGAAGGAGGAGAGCUGUUUGGCAGGAUCAAGGCCAAGAAACAGCUGGAGGAAGAAAUCGCCAAACUCUACUUUUAUCAGAUGCUCAGGGCUGUGGAGUAUCUCCACAAUAACGGGAUCAUUCAUCGAGAUCUCAAGCCUGAGAAUGUGCUGCUGGCUUCACAUGACGACAUCUGUUUGAUUAAGAUUACGGAUUUUAAUCAGUCCAAGAUUUUGGAGGAAUCCUCCCUGAUGAAGACGCUCUGCGGGACGCCCACAUAUCUUGCCCCGGAGGUGUUCACACACGCUGCGACAGUAGGAUAUACAAAAGCAGUCGAUUAUUGGAGCUUGGGGGUCCUACUGUUCAUCUGUUUGGGUGGUUAUCCUCCAUUUAACACAGAGUGCUCCACCAUGUCUGUGCGUGAACAGAUCAUUAAUGGCCAUUACCGUUUCAUCCCAUCUCAGUGGAAGAAGGUCUCAAAUGAAGCCAAAGAUUUGAUCAAGAAGCUCCUGGUUGUGGAUCCUGAAAAGCGCCUGACUGUCGAAGAGGCGCUAACACAUCCGUGGUUGAAUGAUGACGAGAUGAGAAACACUGCAGACCAGCUGAUGCAGUGUGAAACAUCCAAGAAACGUAAGGCAGAAGAGGCGGAGGGUGAACCGCCAUCCAAGAGGAAACCUGGGCCUUGACUUGCGCACUUUUUUUUUUGUUUGUUUGUUUCCUGGUGGCCUUUUAAAAGCUCUUUCCUGCGACCAAUUCAUGCUGAACGUCUAACACUGUACUGGCUUUGUAAAUAUAUAUUUCUACCAUUUCCUGUGUCCAAAAUAAAAUCUUUUUAAAUUUUCUA
Messenger RNA from Onychostoma macrolepis, 1826 nucleotides. It is a transcript of the gene chek2, whose product is annotated as checkpoint kinase 2. The transcript is spliced from 15 exons. Gene Ontology annotation, cellular component: cytoplasm; nucleus. Gene Ontology annotation, biological process: mitotic DNA damage checkpoint signaling; protein phosphorylation. NCBI's taxonomy places the organism in Eukaryota, Metazoa, Chordata, Actinopteri, Cypriniformes, Cyprinidae. Gene Ontology annotation, molecular function: protein serine/threonine kinase activity; protein binding; ATP binding. The record is from RefSeq and is a predicted model, not a curated record. Bases 172 to 1668 code for a protein of 498 amino acids.